Molecule: messenger RNA, 1575 nt
Organism: Exaiptasia diaphana
Lineage: Eukaryota; Metazoa; Cnidaria; Anthozoa; Actiniaria; Aiptasiidae
Product: calmodulin-lysine N-methyltransferase
Exons: 10
Coding region: 177-1136 (319 amino acids)
Cellular component (GO): cytoplasm
Molecular function (GO): calmodulin-lysine N-methyltransferase activity
Source: RefSeq, a predicted model, not a curated record
AUCUACUCCUGCUWCAAAUGGUCAACCUUURGGGGAAGAUAAAAGUGGCAAAAAACAAGAAAAUAUGAGGAAUAGCCCUUGAUGUUUGUCAAAUUGGUUGUUAAGCGCCGGAUUAAGCUGUUGUAAUUCCACUUCAUCCAGAAAAAUCACGGCAUAAUCCUUUUAAAAGAUGAAAAAUGGAGUCAAAUUCUAUGCCGAAGUCCAAGAAAGCGCGCGAGCGAUGGAAGUUCCUUGCCAACGUUCUAGCAAAAAAUAACAACGAAAAUGACGUUCUUAAAAACCGUGUUUCAGUCAGGAGAUUUCCAGGGUUUGGCUUCUUCAAGGCUGUUGAAAAAAAAGACUGCUAUUCAAGCGAAUCUGACUUUCAGACCUUUGAAUAUAUGAGCAACGUGAGCAUUUUAUCGUGUCCUCGAGUGGAAAUCACCGUCAGAAAAAAGAAUGCUAAUCUUCAAAUAGAUGAACUGUUAGGUUUUGACAACACUGGAAACAUAUGUAUUUGGCCUUCAGAAGAAGUGCUUGCAUAUUACAUGUUGAAGCACAUGWCAGAGUAUGAGGGACUMAAUGUSUGUGAGCUUGGKGCUGGUAUGACUGGAUUAGCUGGUAUUUUGCUAGCUGCAAGUUGCAAUGUCUCCGAAGUCUAUUUAACUGAUGGAAAUCAACAGUCUGUKACAAAUAUCAAGAAAAUCAUCAAAAAUAAUUACUUUAACCAUACCAAGGUCCAUGCUAGUAAACUUAUUUGGGAUGAGAGCUAUAGCCCUGAUCAGGAACUAUCAAACAAGUUUGAUGUGAUUGUUGCCUCUGACUGCUUGUUUUAUGUGAAAAGCCACAAAGGAUUGUUACACACUAUUGAUAAACUCCUAACUCCAGAGGGUGAGGCAAUAUUAAUGGCUCCUCGUAGAUCUGGCACCCUGCAACAGUUCUGCAACACUGCAAUGARAUACUUUGAUGUCCAUGUGACUUCAGAGUAUGAUGAGCUUGUUUCUUUGAAAGUUAAAGAGGCUGUUAUUUUAGGUGAUAUGUUUGAAGAAGACAUUCAUUUUCCAGUAAUGGUGAAGCUUCACAGAAAGUCCUUGAACAAUGAAGUAAACAAAAUAGAAAUACAGCAUUUACAAGAUGGAAAUYAAGAGUUUUAUUAAUUUAUUAAUGGCUUAUUAUACCUAGUAGCAAAGUAUUGUAUUUUUGAUAUAAAUAUAGUAUAGAUAUAAUGGCUUUUGGAAUAUUUAGUAACACUGCUGCUAUGAUGACAAAGUAGUAGUGAGUCAUUUGUUAUGUAUGAUUAUAAACAUAAUAUUUCAAUAAUGAUAAAAUAUAUAUUGGAAUAUUGUUCCAUCUUGAACCAUGCUAUAAUUUAUUGAAGGCAUUGAACCUGGUAUCAUUCAAGAUAAAACAUUUUCCAUUAUCAAAGAUAAUUGAAAUAACUGUAUAAAAUUUCAUAUAAGUAUAGUUUUUCAAGAAUAUAAAAAACAUAUCAAACAUAUUGAAAGYUUUUUUUUCUUGCCUCAACUUAUAUUGUGAUGCUAGAUUUUUUUUACAUUAUUUUUAUUUGCAAACAAUAAACAAAACAAAUGUUAUAUU